AUGUUAAAAAAAUCAAAUUUAGAAUUUAUGAGUUCUACUCCAUCAGAAUACGAUGCUAUGCUUGAAACUUAUGUAAAAGAAAUAGAAGAAUAUAACACUUAUUGUAAAUUUUAUCGUUUUUAUGCUCAAAAAAUUGAUUUACCUCCGACUCCAAUUUCACUUAAAUCAAAUUAUAUAAAUUAUUCUCCUUCGUCAUCUUCUAAAAAUUUCCCUCAAAACCCACAAUUACCAUUAAGAAGUAAUUCAACUAAAGUUAAUUCUUCAAAUAGUUUAGGUGAUUUUAAAAGUAAUUCUUUAAAAAAAAUCCCUUCCCAUCAAA
Molecule: messenger RNA, 319 nt
Organism: Racocetra fulgida
Lineage: Eukaryota; Fungi; Glomeromycota; Glomeromycetes; Diversisporales; Gigasporaceae
Source: the annotation of a GenBank genome assembly